AUGCGUUUCGCUUUCUUUCUACUCGCUGCUUUUGCGGCCACGCUUACGUUAAGUCUCGCUGCAUUUAAUGCUAAUGACAUCAAGCCAAAGAAUGCCUUAGACACCGACACUACGACUAUCGAACAUGAUGACGAGACUUUGUAUCGACGCAAGAAUGAAGGAGUGGUUGGGGAAGAACGAGUGCUUGGGUUGGAAAAGAUCAAGAGUUUCUUAAGCACGAAAGUGAUGUCAUUAAUCAGCCGUUUACGAGCAUGGUUCAGCCGUAUCUUUCGCUUUGGAAAAACAGUCUCAGGGACAAGUUUAGAAUCGCUUUCAACCUCUUCACGCACUCCAAAGAUUUCUUGUCGCUGA
This is a messenger RNA of Plasmopara halstedii, 351 nucleotides long. RefSeq names its product RxLR-like protein. Lineage: Eukaryota; Oomycota; Peronosporomycetes; Peronosporales; Peronosporaceae. The coding region runs from base 1 to 351 and encodes 116 amino acids. The record is from RefSeq and is a predicted model, not a curated record. The transcript has a single exon.